Molecule: messenger RNA, 2269 nt
Organism: Macadamia integrifolia
Lineage: Eukaryota; Viridiplantae; Streptophyta; Magnoliopsida; Proteales; Proteaceae
Exons: 17
Coding region: 560-1864 (434 amino acids)
Cellular component (GO): nucleolus; nucleus
Source: RefSeq, a predicted model, not a curated record
CUUGUUUAAAAAAAAAAAGAAAAAAAAAGAAAGAAGUUGAAGAGGCCACGGUGAACCCUUCUCUCCCGCCUUCAUACAUGCUCGAGGAAACCUUUGGACUCUUGAACCCUUCCCUUCCCGCCUUCAUCCCUGCUCGGGUAGCUUCAGUUGUCACCUGCUUGAAGAACCGAGCCAUUCCACUCUCGCUGGAACCCUAUUUGGUAAUUGGUGAUACCCCGACACCCGCAAAAAUCCCUGCUCGAAAAAGGAGUUCGGCUGCGUUUGAUCCCUGCUCUCCCUUUACUCUACUCUACACUACCUUCGUUUCACAUCGCUGUGAAGAAACCCCUAGACCCGACGAUUUUGGCUAAACCCCUCUCAACAUCGGUAGUGCAAGUCGGCUGGAACCCUUUUGGUGAAAUUUCUGCUCACCAUCUCUGUCGUCUCUCAGAUCUUCAAGGUCCAAAUAGAGUUCGCUUCAAAACGCUGUGCCUGCAACACUCUACCCUACUGCCAUUGCUGCUAAUCGAAGGGAGGAAGAUAGCAGAGAAGAAGACGGUAUCUCCUACAGUGCUUCAAAAUGGUGGUAGUUUCAAAGAACCCAAGACGAGCAGAUCGAUUACCCAAGAAAAAAAGACGACUGGAUCACAAAAUCUCUGUUUCAGAAGAUGAAAGCAUCCUGGAGGUUGAACUGGAACAGGAAGAACCUAAUAUUUUACAUGAUGCGGAAAUGAAGGAAUUUUCAGAAGACGAGAGUGACUCGGAAAAUGAAACAGCAGAGGACAAGGAGCUGGAAAAAGGGGAGGAAUUUUUGGAAGAUGAGAGUGACUCAGAAUAUGAAACAGCAGAUGAUGAGGAGCAGGGGGAAGGACAUGGGAGCCGACAGGAUACUGAGAUGGAAGAACUUGAAAAAGAGUAUUCAAAUCUUCGUAACCAGGAGCUAGAUCUUUUGAAGAAUUUGAAGCGCCAUAAAGAUGAUGAUCUUCUGAAAGGUCAGGCUGUGAAGAAUCAGAAGGUUCUCUGGGACAAAGCGCUCGAGUUAAGGUUUCUGCUGCAGAAAGCAUUCUCAAGUUCAAAUAAACUGCCACAGGAGCCUCUUAGAUCUUCAUUCCUUGGGACAAAUAAAGCAGUUGAUGAAGCAUAUUCAGAACUUGUAAACUCAUCCAAGCAGACUUUGGAUUCUUUGCUGGAACUCCAGGAGGUUUUACUUGAGAAGAAUCCUUCCAUUGCAGAAGCUACAAAUGGGAACAUCAAGGGAUCUUCUAAGGAUACUGAAGAAUCUAAGAAUUUGGAUGUGGGGAGUGAUGCCGAAUGGUCACAUAUAUAUCAAAUGCAUCUGAGAAUAGCUCCAUUUAGAAACAAGUCAAUAGAUAAAUGGCAGAGAAAGACUCAAGUGACAACUGGUGUAGCUGCCUUUAAAGGAAAUUUAAAAGCUUUUAAUCAGAAUAUUAGUGAACAAGUAGCUGAUUAUAUGAGGAACCCACGUAAAAUGCUUAAGAGCAUGCAAUUACAUAGAUCAACAGUGGGUGUCUUGGGAUCUGUCCCUGAGGCAGAAACCAAUGUUAAGGAAAAGGAUGUAAGUGUGGGUGGAGACCCUGAGCUUUUGGAUGAUUCCGAAUUUUAUCAGCAACUCCUCAAGGAAUUCUUUGAGACUUUUGAUGUGAAAUCAUCUGAGACCGCCUUAUAUGCUUUGAAGAGAUUGCAAACCAAGAAGCGGAAGAUUGUAGACAGGCGUGCUUCUAAGAGCCGUAAGAUCAGGUAUCAUGUUCAUGAAAAGAUUGUCAACUUCAUGGCUCCUGAACCUAUGAAGCAGCCUCCAAUGGCACCAAAGUUGUUUGAGAACUUGUUUGGCCUGAAAAACCAACAGCCUGCUUCUGUGGCCUAGUCUACUAGUCAGGGGAGGAUGACGGCAAAAUUUUAUGGGUGUUGAAAUUGUGCGAUAUUAUUUGAAUUGAUUUCAGAGCAUACUGGAUUCCGGAGAAAGGCCAUUUGUUUUGCAGCAAAAGCUGGUGCACUCGCAUGGCUGAGAGAAUGCUUCUGCUAAGUACAGAGAUAGCAUCUACAGAGUAAUUGAUAAAUGAAAUGUUGUUUUCAGAUGUGAUUCGCGCUAUCAGUUGGUGCAGUUAACUAGUCAUUGCCUGGGAUGACCAAAUUCUAAACGCCACACCUCAAUCUCAUUCUUUGGAUAUGCAAUAGAGACUCUGUUGGUUUAUUCUAACAUGUAUCAUGUGGCCAGUGAAUUUCUUGGCUAUCCUUAUGCAUAGUCAUUUAUUAGUGUAUUCUGAAUUAA